This is a messenger RNA of Micromonas pusilla CCMP1545, 729 nucleotides long. RefSeq lists its product as uncharacterized. The record is from RefSeq and is a predicted model, not a curated record. The coding region runs from base 1 to 729 and encodes 242 amino acids. The transcript has a single exon. NCBI's taxonomy places the organism in Eukaryota, Viridiplantae, Chlorophyta, Mamiellophyceae, Mamiellales, Mamiellaceae.
AUGGGGUCGCUGUUCGGCGGGUUGGGGAUGUCUGGCGUCACGCCGACGGGGCUGUCGUUCGGCGGGCUCAUCUCUCCCGGCGCGCUGCAGGCGGAUCUCGGCGCGAGCCUGGAGUUUCCCGCGGCGUCCGGCGGCGGCGGCGGCGGCGGCGGCGGCGGCGGCCUCGCCGCGGGGAUCCUAAACAACUCGCUCAACGCGAAGCACGCCGUGUUGAAGAGUUCCGCGAGCGCCGGCGGCGGGACGGUCGGGAACGGGAACGGGAACGGGAACGGGAACGGGAAGAAGGGCGACUUGCGGAUCGACAUCCCGGAGAAUACGUCGAAGACGAUCGAGGUGGCUGCGGCGCGCGGCGUCGGCGUCGGCGACGCGUCGGGCGCGAGCCCGAGCCCCGGGCCGCUGACGUCGCUCCUCAUGCGAGGCCCGGACGGUAUCAACCUGUCCGGCCGCGGGGACGGCGGGGGGAACGAGAAGGCGACGGAAGCCGCGGCGGCGGCGGCGGCGGUGCGCGCGGACGCGGCGAAGAGAGAAGAAGAGAAGGAGACGACCAAGCUGGCGGACGGCGGCGGGUCGUUCGCGCUGCCGGGUUUGGGCGGCGGCGACGUCGACGUCCCGUCCCCGACGGCGCUCGGCGGGAGGGAUAGGGCGGCGGGGGUGAAGCGGGCGAGGAACGCGUCCGUGAGCGAGCCGAGCCCGGGGACGGGGAAGCGCUCGACGCGAAGCAGAAAGUGA